This is a messenger RNA of Larimichthys crocea (large yellow croaker), 3109 nucleotides long. Its product is annotated as deubiquitinating protein VCIP135-like. Bases 368 to 3037 code for a protein of 889 amino acids. Gene Ontology annotation, biological process: endoplasmic reticulum membrane fusion; protein K11-linked deubiquitination; protein K48-linked deubiquitination. The transcript has a single exon. The record is from RefSeq and is a predicted model, not a curated record. Gene Ontology annotation, molecular function: cysteine-type deubiquitinase activity. Lineage: Eukaryota; Metazoa; Chordata; Actinopteri; Sciaenidae.
UUGGUGAUUUUUAAGCAUUUACCGGUGUUUGCGGGUUAAAUCCACACGGUCUGCUCUCGGUCGGUCUCGUUAUAACCGGAGGGACUGAUGGAGGUCACGGUUCAUACGCGCCGGAGUAAAUAUUUAAGCUUUAAUCACACAACAGAACUACAAGUCCCAUGAUGCCACGUCAUCACGUAGUUACGUUUAGCAACGGUCAGUUGCUAGAGGAAAAAAAAAAAAAACAGCCGCUUCCGUGUUGUUCUUGUGUUAUUCUGGAGAAUAACUGUCGGUACCGGAGCCCGAGCUCACCGGACAGCUUCACCGGAGCGUGACUGUCACGGUUCUGUGAAGCUGACACGCACGUUCAGCCCGUUUCCCGCCCGACAUGUCGCUGCUGCAGAGCUCCAAGAAGAAAGACAAGCGGAUCCUGUCCGGUACCUGCCCGGACCCGAAAUGUCAGGCGAGGCUGUUCUUCCCGGCUCACGGCUCCGUUAGCAUCGAGUGCACCGAGUGCGGCCAGCGCCACGAGCAGAAGAACCUGACCAACGUCGAAGAAGUGACCGAUCCAGAUGUGGUGCUCCACAAUCUGCUCAGGAACGCCCUGCUCGGCGUCACCGGGGCCCCGAAGAAAGGCACCGAGCUGGUGAAGGUGAUGGGGCUCUCCAAUUACCACUGCAAGCUCCUGUCCCCGGUCCUCACCCGGUACGGCAUGGAUAAACAAACCGGGAAAGCCAAGCUGCUGAGGGAGAUGAACCAAGGCGAGAUGUUCGACUGCUCCCUCCUUGGAGACCGAGUGUUCCUCAUCGAGCCGGACCACGUCUCCACCAUGGGCUACGGCAAGGACCGGUCAGGGAGCCUCAUAUACCUGCACGACACUCUGGAGGAGGUCAAGAAGGCCAACGGCAACCGGGAGUGUCUCAUCCCGGUCCACGUGGACGGAGACGGGCACUGCCUGGUCCACGCCGUGUCCAGAGCGCUGGUGGGCCGAGAACUGUUCUGGCACGCCCUGAGAGAGAACCUGAAGCAGAACUUCAAGCAGAACCUGGACCGCUACAAGGCGCUCUUUCAGGAUUUCAUCGACGCCGCAGAGUGGGAGGACAUCAUCAACGAGUGCGACCCGCUGUUCAUCCCGCCUGAAGGCGUGCCGCUCGGACUGCGCAACAUCCACAUUUUUGGCUUAGCCAACGUCCUCCACCGGCCCAUCAUCCUGCUGGACUCCCUGAGCGGGAUGAGGAGCUCUGGGGAUUACUCGGCCACCUUCCUGCCCGGGCUGGUGGCCGAGGAGCAGUGCAAGGGGAAAGACGGGAAGCUCAACAAGCCCAUCUGCAUCGCCUGGAGCAGCUCAGGGAGGAACCACUACAUCCCUCUGGUGGGAAUCAAGAACACUGUGCUGCCCAAGCUGCCGGCUCGCCUGCUGCCGAAGGCGUGGGGCGUCCCUCAGGAGCUCAUCAGGACGUACAUCAAGCUGGAGCCGGACGGGAGCUGCGUGAUCGGCGGCGACCGCAGCUUGCAGGAUAAAUAUCUGAUGCGGCUGGUCAACGCCAUGGAGGAGGUGUUCAUGGAGAAGCACAGCAUCCACCCAUCGCUGGUGGCCGACGUGCAUCAGUACGUCUACAGACGGACCGGCGUGAUCGGCAUCCAGCCUGAGGAGGUGACGGAGGCGGCUAAGAAGUCCGUGAUGGAGAACCGGCUGCACCGCUGCCUCAUCUGCGGCGCCCUCUCUGAGCUCCAUGUCCCGCCGGAGUGGCUGGUUCCCGGUGGGAAGCUCCACAACCUGGCCAAGUCCACUCAUGGCCAGCUGCGGCCGGACAAGAACUACAGCUUCCCCCUCAACAACGUGGUCUGCUCCUACGACCCCCAGCGAGACGUCCUCGUCCCAGAUUAUAAACUGAGCACCCUCAGCACCUGCAACUGGUGUCACGGCACGUCGGUCCGCCACAUCCAUGGCAACGGGUCGGUGGUUUACCUGGACGGGGACAGAACCAACACACGCUCCCAGGGCGGGAAGUGUGGGUGCGGCUUCAAGCAUUUCUGGGAGGGAAAGGAGUAUGACAACCUCCCCGAGGCCUUCCCCAUCACGCUGGAGUGGGGGGGUCGUGUGGUGAGAGAGACUGUGUACUGGUUCCAGUACGAGACGGACUCGGCUUUAAACAGCAACGUGUACGACGUGGCCAUGAAGCUGGUCACCAAACACUUCCCGGGCGAGUUUGGCAGCGAGAUCCUGGUGCAGAAAGUCGUCAACACCAUCCUGCAUCACACCGCCAAGAAGAAUCCAGACGAAUACAACCCAGUGUCCAUCGAUGGGGCUCAUGCCCAGCGUCUCACCGACACCACGGACAUUCAGCAGGCGGCGGACCCCCAGCCGCCCACAAAGAUCAUCCUGACUGGUCAGAAAGCAAAGACGCUCCACAAAGAGGAGCUGACGAUGAGUCGAGCGGAGCGCAGCAUCCAGCAGAGCAUCAGCGAGCAGGCCUUCGUCACUCAGAAGCGACGGACUGAUAAGUUGAAGCAGGAGCAGAAGGGCCACGGCCGGACGUCUUCCCCCGGUGGAUCGCCGGAAACCUCCUCCUCUUCGGCUCCGGCCACGCCCACCAAAUCCUCCUCCCCCUCAGCGUCCAGUAAGGACAAGAAGAUCCGAGUGACCACCAGUGACGGCAGGCAGGCCAUGCUGACCCUGCAGGCCCACACCACCUUCUCAGAGCUGCAGAGGAGCAUCGGCAACCAGUUCGGCGUGCCGCCGGCGCAGCAGUGCAUCCGCUACAGCUUCCCGCCCAAAGAACUGACCCCCCCGAAGGACGGCGAGGAGAACGAGCCGGUGGCGCUGCAGCAUGGCGACAGGGUGACGGUGGAGAUACUGAGGGGCCCCGAGGACAAGAGCCCUGCGGCCUCCAUACCCCGAGCCUCCAGCUCGCACUCCGCCCUGCACUCGGCGAAGAGCGAGGACGCCGUGACAUCCGGCAGGAUGAGCAGCCGGGAACUCCAGGACAGCAUCGACCUUGAGAUGUCCUCCCUCUGUCUCCUAGCAACCUUGAUGGGUAAGAAUCAAAGAGUGUGACAUGUGGGCCGCCUCCCGCGAGGUCUGCACCACCUCCUCAUGAAACAGUCCAGAGUCACGUGAGCCAGAAAA